CUCCUAUGGCCAAGUUUACAGGUUAGUGUAAGUAAAUUUGCAGUCGAAAAAAUCAAGUGAAGUUCUCGACGUUCCUCGCCCUUCGGUGUUUUAGUUAUUUUUAUUAUUUAUAAUUAUUUGUAUUUUUUCUUAAACUUAUUACGUGCGCGUGUGUGUUUGUGUGUGUGUUUUGUAGUUGCAACAAUAAUUAUUUUUUACUUUUAUAACGUGUGCCCGAUUACGCUAUUGUACGCCAUUACUGCUGCCCCGGAUUUGACAUAAUUUAAUUUACCGUAUGAUGAGUUGGAAUUAUUAUAAUGCCGGCCGCAAGCAAUCAAAUAGGUUCUGCUUUGUUUCAGUCUCUUUCUAACAAAGUUACUGAUCGACGAAUUCACCAUUCUUCUGUGGCGGACGACCGUUCUAGUUAUUUAUAUAUAGCAUCAAGUAGAAUUUUAGAUAAAAAUAUAGAAUUUGAAAUGUUAGACCAUAAACCUUCAAUGUUGUCUCAGAUGAAAAACAAUUGUAUUAUGUUACUGCAAAAUGGUUGUAGUAAAAAAGAUAUGAUUAAAAAAAAUGAAAGGAUGAAUGGUGAUACUAACAAAAUAUCUCAUUUACCUAAACCUAAAGUAGUAUUAUAUCCUCCUGAACGUGUACAACUAGGCUGGCAAGAUAAAAAAAUGUCAGUUGGUUCUGGAUUAGAUAAUCCUGGUGUAAUAUGUUACAUCAAUUCUACAUUACAAGCGCUAUUUCAUAUUCCUGCAUUUACAAAUUGGCUAAUGAAUGAUGAACAACAUCAAAAAACAUGUCAACAAAAAACUGGUUUUCAAAAAGAUUGUAUCGUAUGUAUGGUCUGUAAUACAUUUACGCUAUCUCAAAAACACACUGGUUCUAGCUUCAAAGCAUCAAUUAUUACUAAUCGCCUAUCUUUAAUAUGUAAACAUUUGUCAACAUAUCGUCAAGAGGAUGCCCAUGAGUUCCUUCGUUACCUUAUUGAAAGUAUGGAACGGUGCUAUUUGUCCGUUUUAGGACAUGCUGCUAAAUCUCUAGACAAUUAUUCUAAAGAAACUACACCUAUUAACCAAAUUUUUGGUGGUUAUAUCCGCACUGAAGUAACAUGUGGUAAAUGUGGACACAUAUCAACUACAUUUCAACAUUUCCAAGAUCUCAUACUUGAUAUCAGGCAAUCUGAUAAUGUUAAUGACGCUUUAGACAAUUAUUUUGAAAAAGAACCAUUAGAUGAAUCGUAUGUUUGUGAAAGAUGUCGACGACAAGUUGCUGCUGAUAAAAAGUUCUCCAUUGAAAGAGCACCAAAUGUAUUAUGCAUUCAGUUGAAAAGGUACAGUGUUGGUAUGGGAGGAUUUAGUGGAAAUAAAAACAGUAAAGCUAUUCAAAUAAAUGAACGAUUAGAUUUAUCUAGUUAUCAAUUUGAUCAUCAUAAUUUAAAAAUUGAUGCUCGGCCAUUAAGGUACCAUCUGGUAUCGAUGGUAAUUCAUUAUGGUUCAAGUUUAAAUAGUGGACAUUACACAGCUCUUGGUCUAACACCCUCUGGAUCAUAUUACUAUUUUAAUGAUUCAAAUGUUUAUCAAACAAAUUUCAAAAAUUAUUCAACAAGUAAUGAUUCCUAUAUAAUAUUUUAUGAAUUGGAACCAUCAGGAAAUAUGAAUACAAAUGUAGAAAGUAAAACAUCAACUGUAACAUCUACUUCAUCUUGUAAACCGUCUAUAAAUGGCUUUUUUUCAAACAAGAGUAAUGGCGUUACAAAGCCGUUGAAUGGUAUUACAAAACCAUUGAAUGGUUUAAACAAUAUUAAAAAAAAUAUUAUCAAAGACAAAAAAAGUCAAAUAUAUGAUAAAUGGGAUUCAAAUAUUAAAAUGUUAAAACAAGGGCAAACAAAAGAGAAAUCACUAACUGAGAGCACGUGUAACUUGUAUAAUAAAACAAUAGAGCCUUCAACCAAUGAAAUCAAAUCAUCAUUAAAUUAUAAUAGUUUAGUACCUUAUAUAGAUUCGGAUAAAGAUGGCAGUGAUGAUGAGAAUAGUUCAUUAUCUGGGGAAGAUAAUGUUUCUUCCCCCGUGAUAUUUGGAAAAAUCAAACACUCGACAGACCAAAGAGUUCCUGAUAAAAAGCCUUUAGUUAUGAGACCAAAGGAAGAUCUUAAUGAAGUUGAUACAGACACACCACCUAAAAAAUGUUUGGUAUUAAAACCACCUAAUGAUGAUACUCCUAUCGAACGAGAGAAAGAAAUUAUGCCAGCAAAAAAGUGCUUGGUAUUAAAGCCUAAAGAUGAAGAACCAUUAGAAGUUAAACCUGAACCAGAACCUGUGAAAAAAUGUUUAGUUAGAAUUUUAAAAGAUGAUACUGAAACACACACCAUUAAGGUGCCUCAUUCUACUGAAGGAAAAGAUUCAGAAAAAAAAAACCGUAAGCGUGAAAAUGGAAUUUUGGAAUUGGACAGUAAUAAACCAAAAGCUCGUCUUGAUCACAAUUAUAAUGGAACUAAGUCACCAAUUGAUAUCAAAACAAAUGGAAAAUGUUUAAAUGGAAAUGGUUCUCUCGAUGAUAAACCUUGGAGUAAGUUAUCAAAUGGUAAUAACUAUAAACAUUCAAACGGAACAAAAAACUGGCCGAAGUUUACAAACGACUUUCAAACUAAUGGUAUUAGUAAAUCAAACGGUAACAAUUUCAAGGAUAGUAUGAAGUCAAGAACACAUUUAGGUUUUGGUGGAGAUGUCAAAACUUGGAAUGGUGAAAAAAGCUUUGUAGAUCGAGAGGCUGAACAGGAUAAAAUUAAUGGAGUUAAGCGUUCAUUUGAUGAUGAAUACAACGAAGAUUUUGAUAGAGGAGUUGUAAAAAAGAAGAAAUUUGAUAAUAAGAAUCACCAUACAAAAGAAAAUGGUUCAAAUGCCUUACAAAUGUUACAUAAUCAAUUAAAUCAAUUUAAUGGUAAAAAGGGACGAAAUAAAAUCACUUGGAUGAGUCGAACAAAAAAUUAUCGACAAUACAACAGUGAAUAUCGUUAUAAUAGCAAUAGCGGAAAUGGUGGUGGAGGAUAUAAGAAACCCAGGUAUAAUAAUAAUCGUCGUCAUUGGCAUAAACAGCGAUAGACCUUUUGUCUUUAAUUUUGUGUACAAAAAAACAUUUUGUAAAAUGUUGUAAAUUAUAAUCUAGCUUUAAUUUCAAAUGUAAUAAGCUAAAUAUAACAAAAAAUUGAAAAAAAACUAUGAACUUUAUCAGUUUUAAUUAAUAAAUUAAAGUUAAUUAAAAUUCCAUUGCCAACUGCCCUGAUUUCAGCUCUGCUGAAGAAAAUAUUCUAGUCUGUAUUUUUAUUUAUUUUACAAUUAUCAGGUCAAAUUAUUAUCCAUGUUAAUUUUUAUAAUUACACAGUUAAUAAUAUUCAUAGCUGUUGUAAAUAUUUGACUAAUAAUUAAUCAUUGUUGCGAUAUAUCUCAUAAUUAAAUUUCAAUUUUUAGACAAUAUUAAACUAUUGUCAUCAUUUCUAACUAAUUAAAUACAUUUUUUAUAUCACGAAAAAUUGUGCAUUAUUAAAUUCCUUCUAUGAGACCAUUUAUUUUUAUUCUAUGAAUGUACACUAUUAAUCUUUUUAUUUUAGUAGGUGUGUUUUCUAUUUACAAAAUACCGUUUUUAUUUUAUUUUAUCCUUUUCUAAUUAAAACUUAAAAUUUUUUUUUAUUAUUUCAUUUAUAUAAAGUAAAUAGUUUUUUUUUAAGAUUAUUGGUUUUUUUUUAUAUAUAUAUAAACCAUCAUUUGUUCAAUUUAAUUUUUAAUAAAAAAAGAGCAAUUAACUUAGAUAUUUUUUUGUAUAAUAAUGAUAAUUAUUUUUAUAAAAUUUGUUUACUUAAUAAAUUAUGUAUUCAUGUAGGGUGGGAUGGGAUUAAGAUUAGUUAUUAUCUAUAAAAAAAAAUAGUAUUUUUCAUUUUCCUUGUUUAAGUUUAGAAAAUAAAAACACGUUUUUUUUUCAACUGUAUUUGGAUGCUGAAAAUGUUAGCAAUGUUUAAGUCCCACAAGUAGUUCCCACUUACUCACUUAACAUUCAAUUACCGUCUCGUGAUUCGUAGAAUAAAAUUGUGUGCACGCGUUGUUAGUAUGACUACUUGUAAUUUUUUUUAAAUUUCUAAGUUUAUAGGCUCUACUGAAGCGUCUGUUGUUAUAACAAUGUUUGUACUCCGAUUCUCACGGUCGGUUCCUAACUUCAGAACAUCCAGACUACAGUGUUGUUGUUGCUAUUAUUAUUACCAUUUUAUAUAUAUAUAUAUGUCUACAAUCAAUAGGUCAUUAACAAAGUAAAUAUUUUGUUUUGACCUCUGAAUAGUAAAAAUUUUGAUUUUUCUUGUAUAUAAAAUGUGUAAUUAAAUUUAUGAAAAAACUAUGCGUAUACAUUAUUACUUUGUUGAAAUCUUAAACGGUAAUUUCACUUAUAAUCUCAAAAUACUUAUAUGUAUAUCUAUAUAAUACUUAUAAUAUAUACAUACAUACAUAAAUAUAUUCAUCACAUUUUAUUGAUGUAUUAUACUUUAUAAUGUAGUGAUUUUAAUGAUAAAACACCUUGGUACUGUUAUUCUAUACGCAAUGUAAACUUGAAUAUAAGAUAUAUCUAAAAUAUGUAAAUAAAUGUGUAUUUGUAUUGUAAACCUAUCAUUUGUAAAAUUGAAUUGUGUUGCUUAAAAAAUGUUUUUUAAUGUAUAUUUAGAUAGACAAAUAUUGUAAGAUGACUAUUAUGUGCGAUUAAAUGUGAGAUUAUGAAUUGAAAAAAAAAUAAAGAAUUACAUAAUAUGUCAA
Rhopalosiphum padi (bird cherry-oat aphid) is the source of this 4775-nucleotide messenger RNA. It is a transcript of the gene scny, whose product is annotated as ubiquitin carboxyl-terminal hydrolase 36. Gene Ontology annotation, cellular component: nucleus; cytosol. Gene Ontology annotation, biological process: protein deubiquitination; regulation of apoptotic process. Gene Ontology annotation, molecular function: cysteine-type endopeptidase activity; cysteine-type deubiquitinase activity. Lineage: Eukaryota; Metazoa; Arthropoda; Insecta; Hemiptera; Aphididae. The record is from RefSeq and is a predicted model, not a curated record.